CAAAGUUGUACAGUUAAUUUUAACGAACGCAUCGUAUUUUUAUUUUAUAGUUUAAAGAAUAAUAUUAUUAAGAUUUAUCUAAUUUGGAACUGAUAGUAUCAAGCCAAUUGUAAUAUUAUUAAAACAUCUGGGCUCAAACUGAAGUCAGUGAUGUCUACUCAAAAAGAACCUGAAACAGAUCCUGCGAAGGUAGAGAGGACAGGAACUGUUCGCGAAGUUGGAAAUAAAGCAAUUUGGAGCUUAUCUUCUUGUAAACCUGGUUUUGGCGUUGAUCAAAUAAGAGAUGAUUGUAUUGACACAUAUUGGCAGUCUGAUGGACAGUUACCACAUCUUGUUAAUAUACAGUUUUUAAAGAAGACUUUAGUUUGUCACAUAUACAUAUACACUGAUUAUAAGCUUGAUGAGAGCUACACGCCUAGUCGCAUUUCUAUAAGAGCAGGAACACACUUCAAUGAUUUGCAAGAAGUUGAAAUUAUUGAAUUAUCAGAACCUACAGGUUAG
Molecule: messenger RNA, 501 nt
Organism: Ctenocephalides felis (cat flea)
Lineage: Eukaryota; Metazoa; Arthropoda; Insecta; Siphonaptera; Pulicidae
Product: anaphase-promoting complex subunit 10-like
Exons: 4
Coding region: 151-501 (116 amino acids)
Biological process (GO): protein K11-linked ubiquitination; anaphase-promoting complex-dependent catabolic process
Cellular component (GO): anaphase-promoting complex
Source: RefSeq, a predicted model, not a curated record